Messenger RNA from Entrophospora sp. SA101, 273 nucleotides. NCBI's taxonomy places the organism in Eukaryota, Fungi, Glomeromycota, Glomeromycetes, Entrophosporales, Entrophosporaceae. The record is from the annotation of a GenBank genome assembly.
AUGUCUCUCUCUUCUAAUGUCGCGUCUGAUACGCCUGUUAAGACCAACCAACUAAUACCUUAUGCCAAAUCCAUCAAAGAAUAUUUUAGUGAUAAAGGAUACGUAUUUUAUAUUGGGAUAGGGCUUACUACCACAGUGAUUUUAACUGGGGUUGGUCUAUAUUUCCUUCGAACUCCCAAGCCACCAAAACCAAGAACACGAUCAACUUCUCGUAAAAAAGGACCAAAAACUAAUAAGUCAACAUCAUCAACAUAUGUUUUCCACAAUGAAUAA